This is a messenger RNA of Botrytis byssoidea, 1284 nucleotides long. RefSeq lists its product as uncharacterized. Bases 1 to 1284 code for a protein of 427 amino acids. The record is from RefSeq and is a predicted model, not a curated record. Gene Ontology annotation, biological process: lipid metabolic process. Lineage: Eukaryota; Fungi; Ascomycota; Leotiomycetes; Helotiales; Sclerotiniaceae. The transcript has 2 exons.
AUGGAUCUCCAAGCCAUGAAUCCCAACUUAACUCAACCCGAUAGAAGAGUGCUUGAGUUACUACUAAAAGAUGUGCAAAAAAGUAACAAAGCCAAUCCCUCGGACACUCCUGCAAGUCAAGAAAGCCAAGCUCAAAUCGACGAGCAAAUCUCGAUUUUAGAAGCACUCAACGAUGAGAGCAACGAAAAAUUUCAACCUACAGUAUUUACAAGUUGGGAUCAAGAAGAUCUUGAACGCCUCCCUCGUCCUUUAUACCAAUACAUACUUGAGCCAUACGUACAAUGGGCGAAAGGAGUAGUACGUCGACCAACAGAUGUUGUCUUCCUCACACAUAUCAUCCUUUACCUCUGCACGUCGGUCCCGAGCGCUAUAAUUUUAUACAACAGGUUCUCAUUGAUACAUGGCUUCUGCCAUUGGAUCAUGCAGGCACUUUACUGCGGACCUUUCACCCUUAUGCUUCACAACCAUAUUCAUAACAACGGAGUUUUGGUAAAGAAAUACGCAUGGCUCGACCAAACGUUUCCAUACCUCCUUGAACCCCUCAUGGGUCAUACAUUACAUUCUUAUUACUACCACCAUAUCAAAUGUCAUCAUGUUGAGGGCAAUGGACCAGACGAUAUUUCUUCGACUUUGCGGUAUCAACGGGAUGAUAUAAUUGAUUUUCUGAAGUACUGGGGUCGCUUUAUGUUCUUCAUCUGGCUUGAGCUUCCAUUGUACUUUUUCCGGACUAAUAAAAUAAGAUUAGCGUGCGAGGUGCUUUUCUGGGAGAUUGGCUCAUACGUAGGCAUGUAUGUGAUGGCUAGAUUGAACUUCUGGCCAACCCUCUUUGUAUUGUUGAUACCCUUCAUGCAAAUGCGAAUUGGAUUGAUGGUAGGGAACUGGGGUCAGCAUGCACUGGUUGAUGAAAUUGAUCCCGAUUCGGAUUACAGAUCAUCCAUUGUUCUGAUUGAUGUGGCGAGCAACCGAAACUGCUUCAACGACGGUUGGCAUACGGCCCAUCAUCUCAAUCCACUUCGACAUUGGCGCGAUCAACCACUCAGUUACCUGAAAGGAAAACAAAAGUACGAUUCUGGCAAAGCUCUCGUCUUCCAAAAUAUCGAUUACAUUAUGAUGUUCAUCAAACUGAUGCAGAAGGAUUAUGAACAUCUUGCUGGAUGUCUCGUUCCGACAGGGGAAAAUAUUGGGAAGAGCAAAGAGGAGCUGGCAGCUAUGCUGAGGACGAAGACCCGCAAGUUUACGGAGGAGGAUAUUCAAAAGAAAUUCCGAAUUAAAAAGGCUUCCUAG